Gopherus flavomarginatus (Mexican gopher tortoise) is the source of this 3793-nucleotide messenger RNA. RefSeq names its product gap junction beta-6 protein-like. Gene Ontology annotation, biological process: cell communication. The transcript is spliced from 3 exons. Gene Ontology annotation, cellular component: connexin complex. Lineage: Eukaryota; Metazoa; Chordata; Testudines; Testudinidae. Bases 184 to 861 code for a protein of 225 amino acids. The record is from RefSeq and is a predicted model, not a curated record.
AUCGCCGGGACCCGAGGCGCCAGCGCCGCGCGCUGAUCUCCCGCCGCCACAGGCUCCGCGCGUUGCUGAGACAGGUACAAGUGGAUUCGUAUCCACAGUGCAAAUUUGCUCUUCUUCAGAGCUCAUGUUGGAUAUCACCCUGGCAAUUUUAAAGAGACAAGGUCAAAGGACACAGAAGAGAAGAUGGACUGGGGAACACUGCAGAAUAUUUUAGGAAGUGUGAACAAACACUCCACCAGUAUUGGGAAGAUCUGGCUCACUGUCCUGUUCAUUUUCCGUGUUAUGAUCCUCGUGGUAGCUGCAGAGAGAGUCUGGGGAGACGAACAAAGUGAUUUUGUCUGCAACACUCUGCAACCGGGAUGCAAAAAUGUUUGCUAUGACCACUUCUUCCCCAUCUCUCACAUUAGACUGUGGGCCCUUCAGCUCAUCUUUGUCUCAACUCCUGCACUUCUGGUGGCCAUGCACAUUGCACACAGACGGCACGAGAAGAAAAGGCAGCUCACGAGUGGUGAGAAAGUGGAUAUUGAAGAACUGAAUAAACAAAAGUUUCAUAUUCAGGGCUCAUUGUGGUGGACAUACACCUGCAGCAUAUUGUUCAGAAUCAUCUUUGAAGCUGUCUUCAUGUAUGUGUUUUACGUAAUGUAUGAUGGAUACCAAAUGCCUCAGCUACUGAAAUGUAGCGCGUGGCCUUGCCCCAACAUAGUGGAUUGCUUUGUUUCUCGACCCACUGAGAAAACAAUGUUUACUAUUUUCAUGCUUUCUGUGUCUGGGAUCUGUAUGCUGUUAAAUGUGGCUGAAAUGUGUUAUCUGAUGAUAAAAUUUUGUAUGAAAGCACCUAGGAAACCAGCAACUUUAAAAUAGCUCCCCACUCAUCAGAAUGUUUCUUCCUCCCAACUUCCUGAUAGGUAUCAGAAAACAGUGAUGUUUUUCAGGCUGAAUGAAAAUAAAAUGUAAACAUAAAAUGUAAUUUAUUUUAAAAAUCUGAUAGCCCCCCCAUGAAACUUACUGAGUUUUUAAAGAUCUUAAAGAUCAUGGAUGUGUGCUGACUACUCCCUUAGCUGAAUACUCAGCCCGAUCCUGCUAGCUGUAGCUUUUAAAGUUUGCAGCUGGUAGAAGAGUAAACCCUGCUCUGAUUCUAGUGUUAAGAAGCCAAUGGAGUGUAAUAAUUUAAAAAAGUGAUACACUUGUGUGCAUCUAGCUGUGGGAGAGGCCAGAGAGGGGAGAUCCACACGUUCCUGGCAUAUAGUGUGUGUUGCACCAAUCACUUUUAGUGAUGAAGCUACUAAGAAGGGUUUGUGUCUGAAUGGGACAGAGAUUUUGUUUGGGACAUUUUUAGGCAUGAGACUCUCCUUGCUGCAGUGGGGAAAGAGGAAGGCAGAGUGGCAACUGCAUCUAUGGUAGGGUCCUUGUUUCUCUCUCCAAGCAAUCUCCACGUUCAUUGUGUGUGCGUGUGUGUGCAUACACAGCCUAGUACUGUAUUUUUCAGUAGAUUCCUUCUAACUGCUCUCAAAGGGAGUGGGUUGUUCAGUUCAGCCAGUGUGAAGCAAGCCCUGGCAGUACUGCUUCCAUGGAGGCAACCACAUGGAAGUUAGCAUUGUAGGGGGUGGAACUGGAAUCCCUUGCUCAUUCCCUGGGAGAGGCAAUAAGGCAAACACUGCCUUCCCAUGUAAUAAUUUAGAGAAAACAUGAGGCAAGGGUGCCCAAAGGGGUCUUCUUCUUCCACUUGCCCUGCAACACGUUUUUCUAGGGGAAGGGGUGGUGCUGAGAGCCUCAGUUUGGUAGGUUCAGUUCUAACCUUUGAAAAAGAGAUUUUUACCAAAUAACUGGCCCCCCUUCAAUUGCUUAUUUUAAAAAAUUGUGCUGACUAAAGAACGAGCAAAAUUUUCUUUAUCAUUCCAUUUUGUAUUGCUCAGGACAACUACUACACUUAAAAUCCUCUUGCACAAUACAUAGCAGGAUGCACCCUUCUAGUGUUCUGACACAGUUCUCUUCUUUCUAUCCAUUCUGGGUAGCACUUAACCGUAAAUCCGUCUCCAAAUCCUCAACUAACCCACAGUAGGGUGUAUGACUCUUCAACACUCCCACGUACAGCGUGAGUCACUCGUCCAUCAUUUCACAAUGUACACAGGAGUUAGAAGAUUACCUAAAGAGGUAAAAUAACACUGUCUUGACAUGAGAGAUAUGUAUGUUAUAGAACCUGCUUUUUCUUUUUAAGUUUCCAUUGUUAAGAUGUAAAUUGCGUGUAACCAAGAAGAGGAAUAGCAAGAGUGCAUCUGGCCCAUGAUCUUUACAAUAUUCUCAGUAACCAUUAAAGUUUACAUAUUUAUACAGGGAAUUACAGCAUUACAUGUAGCAAUGCAAUUUCAGCACUUCUCCCAAGUGCCUACCCUUUAGAAGUAACUGUAGAGAGCCAGUCACUCCUGUUAUGGGCUGCAAUAACUUGGUAUGCCCAGAAAGGGCAUAUUUUAGGGGCAGCAUGUAGAGUCUCUAGGUUUCUCCUCUUAUAUCUGUUGUCUCCUGCAAUACAUCCCAAUUUACUGCUGUUGGAGGAAAUGAGGCUGCACCGAUUCAGGCAGGGUACUGUACGGAAAUAUUGCUAACGUGCAUCACCUCAUUGUGCACUGGAGAUGGAGCACAAACAAGUUACUACUACUGAUGCAUUGAGUAGCAGCUGCUAUGUCUGGGCCCCAAACCAGGUAUGUUAAUUACAGGCUUAGGUUGGGUGGACUUUCAAAAUGUAUAGUCAGAAAUCUGACACCUAACGGGGGGGAAGGAAAAGAAAUCAAAGCAGCACUAUCAGAAACAUGAGCAAAACUUGAAAAGUAAAUAAGAAUUAAAUGGGAAACUCUAGCUGUAUGAGAACAUCCUUUAGCCAACUGUGAUGAACAAAAGCUUUGGCAUGUAGCAUGCUUUUGCUUGGUUCCUGCACAGUUACAUGUCCAACUACAAAAAGAACAAACUGUUUCUACACUCCCAAAGCUCUAGUAUGUUUGUUUUGUAACAAUUAUCAUUUUUACUUCAUUCAGAACCCAUAACUAAAGCACUUGUAAUGUCCGAGGUUCUAUGUUACUUAAAAUGCUAUGGCAUACAACUGUCUAGUGAAAAAGUAAGUUUACUAUCGAAGGAAAUGUAAGCUCUAAUACCACUUUAAAUAGCCGAGAGCUACUGUAAAUAGAGACAUUUUUAACUUACAUGGCAGGUUUGUUAGUUUUGUAAAUAGUUACACAGAGUUCUACAUUGCCAACUUUAUGAGCUGGUAGUGGAAUGAUGUGUAUGUAACCUGCAGCAGAAAUCGGUUGUCUCAUCUACAGAAGGUUUUACAGCAGCACUGCAACAGCUGGAAAAACUGGUGAUAAAAGGUUUACCUCCUUAGUGGAAAGGUGGUUUUAUCACUGUCUGACAUUUGGGAGGUGAGGUGGGAGGAGAGGGAUGUGUUAGGACAUGCUAGCAGGACAAACUACAGAUUUAAAGGAAUUUGCAAGUGGAUGAAAUGAAGAUGUUCCACAGCUGAUGACAAUCUCAGGUUAAUUAUUUUCAUCUAACAAUUUGGCUACUUGGGCUCCUGAAGCAGUUAAACAGAGGGAUUGGAAAAGCAACCGGGAGUGCCCAGGCAUGGUUCUGAUCCUGAAUUGUAGUGUUAGUGAUACUAACCCUAGUCGAGUUUUAUCUGUGAGAUUUUCUUUGUUUAUAGUUUUAUUUCGCUAAGGAACUAAUAUGUAGAAAUGUGUGUUCAGACAUUUCAAUGGGAAAUAAGUCUUGUGAACCCAUUUUUGUGUAGCCCCAUUGAAUGCCU